Molecule: messenger RNA, 822 nt
Organism: Vanessa atalanta (red admiral)
Lineage: Eukaryota; Metazoa; Arthropoda; Insecta; Lepidoptera; Nymphalidae
Product: EF-hand calcium-binding domain-containing protein 1
Exons: 5
Coding region: 1-798 (265 amino acids)
Molecular function (GO): calcium ion binding
Source: RefSeq, a predicted model, not a curated record
AUGGCCGACAACAAGAACAAUCAAAUCAGCAUGGCCGCUAGUGCCAUUGCUAUGCGCGGCAUCCGCAUAUUUUUAAGCGCGGGAAAGGCCGCUGCGGAGCGUCGAGCUUCUCCACCUCGAGCUCGUCGGACGAAGACCGUUGUACCUGGAAACAAACUUCAGUUUAAUAUAGCUGAGAUUCUGCUUAAGGAAACAAAAUUCGAUAAAAAUGAACUGGAUGCUCUCUUCACGAUGUACAGAAGAUUGGUGACAUCUGCACAAAACGCGGCUCCCACUUCUGUUAUUGGUCAGCCAGCUGCCAAAAUUGAUGGUAUCGACCAGAAUACAUUCCGUGAUGUGAUGCAUAAUACCUUCGACUUGGUGACAGAAGACGUGGUGCUAGACCGUGUAUGGCUUACUUGGGAAAGGGGAGUGAAUGGUGGUGAAGGGGCCUUAAAGUUUGAAGCCUGGGCUCGAGGUCUAAGCGUACUCUUGCGUGGCACCGAUGAAGAGAAGAAGUCGCACUGCUUCGCUGUUUACGAUUUGAAUAAUGAUGGGUACAUCACUAGGGAUGAAAUGUUUACGCUUCUCAAGAAUUCGCUGUUGAAGCAGCCAGGAGAUGAGGACCCGGAUGAAGGGGUCAGGGAUCUCGUAGAGCUAGUCCUAAGAAAAAUGGAUAUUGACAAGGAUGGGAAACUCUCCAUAGAAGAUUACAAGCAAGCAGUGGAACAAGAACCGUUACUACUCGAAGCGUUCGGGCAGUGUCUACCUUCAAAACGACACGCGGCUGCGUUUAUCAAAACUUUAGUUAAUAAAUAAGAAAAUAUGCUUAAAAUUACUCUA